Pecten maximus is the source of this 2396-nucleotide messenger RNA. Its product is annotated as solute carrier family 22 member 8-like. Gene Ontology annotation, molecular function: transmembrane transporter activity. NCBI's taxonomy places the organism in Eukaryota, Metazoa, Mollusca, Bivalvia, Pectinida, Pectinidae. Bases 238 to 1902 code for a protein of 554 amino acids. Gene Ontology annotation, biological process: transmembrane transport. The transcript is spliced from 8 exons. Gene Ontology annotation, cellular component: membrane. The record is from RefSeq and is a predicted model, not a curated record.
CCAGUUUGUCCAUUCAAAAUUUACAGAUAAAGAUAAUACAGUAUGAGUAUAAGAUGUAAGGUUACGAUACCGCUGAUAUAGCUGUUAUCUUCGGGCCAUUUGGCUUUAAAUCAGGUUAAGUGGUAGAUGAGUUAAAACAAGCAUGCAGUAUACUGUACAUAGUUUAUUUAUAUUGAUGUGUUGAUAACAUCAUACGUGUUUUAAAUUCUAACAACCAAUACUUAAUAUCACACAAACAUGGAAAAGAUUCCUAUAAAUGAAUUUCUGGAUGAAAUCCUGGAUACAUAUGGAGGAUUCGGUAGAUUCCAGGUGUUUAUCAUGGCUGUAGUUUUAGGAAGUUUGAGUUCUGUCGCCUUCAGCAUGAUGAUGAUGACUUUUGCAGGUGCCACUCCAGAUUGGAAUUGUGUUAUAGAUGAUAGUACUGUUCGGUUUGGUGUCUCCCAGAGAUCUACCGUUACACACGACAGUCGUUAUGUUAAUGAUACGCUGAAAAAAUGUUAUCUUUCUAUUGGUAACGAUACAACUACAACGGCCUGUGAGGCGUUCAGUUUUAACUCCAGUAUGGAUACAGUUGUCAAUGAGUGGGACCUAGUAUGUGACAAAGCAUGGAUACCAUCUACAAUCACAACCAUACAGAUGGCAGGCGUACUAUUAGGGGGACUAUUUUCUGGACAUUUGGCGGACAAAAUCGGGCGUAAACCGACCUACUUCCUGUCUUUGCUGUUCCUGUUGGUUUUCAAUAUCUUAUGUGGAUUUUCGGUAACUUGGGAAAUGUUCGCCGCCUGCAGACUUUUUCUUGGGCUAGGAAUUGGUGGUUUUCUAACAAUAUUCUACCCAUAUGUACUUGAAUUCGUUCCUAGGGAACGUCGUUCCAUUUUGGCCUCCAUCCCAAUGUGGGGUAUAUGGUCCACGAUUUUUGCAUUCGUUGCCAUGGGUUUACCGGACUGGAAAUAUCUACACUUUGUGUCCGCUGUUAUCGUAGUCCCCUGGCUCCUCUUUUGGUGGGCAAUGCCGGAGAGUUUUCGCUGGCUUGUUUCAAACAACAAACAGGAAGCAGCGUUAGAAGUUAUACAGCAUAUGGCCAAAGUCAACCGUAAACCCAUUGAAGAUAUCAAAGCACUGCAGGCCAGGAUAGAGACGGACGUUGAGAAGGUGGACACUGUUAAAACCUACAGCAUACGUGAUAUGUUUGUGUCAGCUGAGUUAACCAAAAUGACAGGUUUACAUGUAAUAGCAUGGUUGGCCUGUGGCUACGGUUUUUAUGGCGUAUCGUUCGAAGUUAAAGGUUUAACAGGCAAUCUGUACCUCAAUAUGGCGCUACUUAGCAUUGCUGAGAUCCCGAGUGUGUUGACCUUGUACUGGUUUACUAACCGAAUUGGGAGGAAGUGGACUUCGUUACUAUUUUCUGGUAUAGGUGCGUUCGCUGCAGUCAUCAUGGCCUUUAUUGAAGUGACAGAUUUACAAAGCGAUGUAUACCGUACUGUCUUUCCGCUUAUCUCUAAAAUCGGAGUUAGCAUGGCUUGGCUGAGUAUCAAACUGUUAUCUAUAGAGAUGUUUCCGACCGUCAUCAGAUCCGUCAGCAGUGGUUUGUUUAAUGCCGUGGCCAGGGUAGGCUCUCUUGUCGCUCCUCAAUGUGUGUACCUGAAUGACAAUAUACCUGGUAUCCUGUACUUUAUAUGUAGUGGAUUACUACUGUCGGCAUUUACAAGUGUUUGUUUUAUGCCCGAGACAAAAAACAAAGUGUUACCAGACUCAUUAUCCGACGUCAGUUCCAAACAUAGAAAGCCAAAAUCUUCUCCUCUAAAACUGUUUAAAAUUUCACCACCACCACCACCACCACCAACAACAACAACAACAACAAUGGUUGAGAAUGAUAAUGUUAUGUACGUCACUCAUCUAUAAUGACUGUUGUUUACAGAUAAUUUAUACUAUUGUUUUAAUUACUUAGACAAUGUUUUUAUCAAAACGUCGUCACAGCGUAUUACAUUUCGAUAUGCGCUCAUUCGAUUGUUGUGUAUAUAUUUUUAAAUAAUCCUUUUGAUACGUUUAGCUUCUAUAUUUUUUUCGGCUGUUUUUUCUAGCUUUGUUUUGUCUAAAUGAUUUAAACUGUCGAUGAGCCGUAUACUAAUACAAUAACAAAAUUCAAGCAUGACAGCGAAACACAAAUUCUGUAACAUAAAAAUUUGAUACUUUUUGGAGAGGAAUAACAAAACUUAAGAUUUAAAAAGUUAAAGUAAAGAUUCAGAAUCUAGUUUCCAAUAGGAAUCAUGAAUCGCUCGUGUAGUAUGCUGAAAAUAAUCUCAUUUCUAUUUGAUAUAAAUCACACUGUAUCAUUACUUACUGAAUAUUUCCCAUACUCAAAUGUAUUUUGUAUGUUAUAUUUUCUGAUUGAUUUA